AAAUGAGGAAGGGAAGAGCAACAACACUGCACACACUGCGCAUGAGAAGGGAGGGGGAAAUAAAGUUAGUUCAGACUUUUUUUUCCAGUCGACAGAGCAGAAGGAAGGAGAAGGGAGGCAGGGGCAGGAAGACAAAGAGAGAGAUUUCUGUGGAGGAGCAGCUGUCCUGCUGUGUUUUGUGUCAGGAUGUCCUGAAGGAUCCAGUCUCUACCAGCUGUGGACACUGGUUCUGCAGACAGUGCAUCACCUCAUACUGGGACCGGUCUGCUUCAUCAGAAGUCUCCUCCUGUCCCCAGUGUGGAAAAAGAUCCAGAAAAAGAGCUGGACUGCAGACGUCCAGUCAGACCAGCACUGCACAAAUAGAUGGUGGUCUACAGGAGGUUUUAGAGGAACAUAAGAUCAGUCUGGAGACCAGAUGUAAAUAUGUGACUGAAGGAACUGAUAAAACAGGAAGUGAAGCCCUCCUCAACAGGAUCUACACUGAGCUCUACAUCACAGAGGGACAGAGUGAAGAGGUUAAUACCCAACAUGAGGUAAGGCAGCUUGAGACAGCUUCCAAGAUGGAGACCUUCCAUGACACUCCAAUCAGAUGCCACGACAUCUUUAAAGCCUUACCUGACCAACAGAGACAUAUCAGACAAAUCAGAAUCGUUCUGACGAAAAACCUUCUCAGUGCAGAAGUUCACUCUGGACUGGGCAGAGGGCUUGGAAAACCAACAUGUCAGUCUGGUGGUCCUGCUUUCAUUCAGAGAGCUGAACUUGAUCAAAGAUGAGCAGUACAGUCUUCUCAGGCUGCUCCAUGUUUUUCAUCCAACAUUACACAAGGUCACAGCAGAGAAUCUCGCUGUCUGUAAACUUUUGUUCAUCUUUGACGGUCUGGAUGAAAGCAGACUUUCACUGGAUUUCCACAACAAUGAGGUUGUGUCUGAUGUCACACAGACAUCACCAGUCAACAUGCUGCUGACAAACCUCAUCAAGGGGAAUCUGCUUCCCUCGGCUCUCAUCUGGAUAACUUCCAGACCUGCAGCAGCUAAUCAGAUCCCUCCUGAAUGUGUUGACAGGGUAACAGAAGUACGAGGCUUUACUGACGCCCAGAAGGAGGAAUACUUCAGGAGGAGAUUCAGUGAUGAAGAUCUGUCCAGCAGAAUCAUCUCACACUUCAAGACCUCCAGGAGCCUCCACAUCAUGUGUCUAAUCCCUGUAUUCUGCUGGAUCACUGCCACAGUUCUGGACCACAUGUUGACCCUAGACCAGAGAGGAGAGCUGCCCAAGACCCUGACUGAUAUGUACUCACACUUCCUGCUAGUUCAGACAAAGAGGAAGAAGCACAAGUAUGAUGAAGGACAUGAGACAAGUCCAUGGGAGCUGAUGGAGGCUGACAGUGAAGUUCUUCUGAAGCUGGGGAGGCUGGCUUUUGAACAUCUGGAGAAAGGAAAGAUCAUGUUCUAUCAAGAGGACCUGGAGCAGUCUGGUCUUGAUGUCACAGAGGCCUUGGUGCACUUGGAGUUUGUACAGAGAUCUUCAAAAGAGAGUGUGUGAUCUUCCAGAAAACCGUGUACUGCUUUGUUCAUCUGAGCAUUCAGGAGUUUCUGGCUGCAGUCUACAUGUUCCACUGUUACACCAACAAUAACACAGAGGUACUGGAGGGUUUCCUGGGGAAAGACUACAGCAGGGACUCUAAACCAAAGACUCUCAAACAGAGUUUUUUAAAGUUUUUUAGACAUGAUGAUGGCCUGAAUGUCUUUCUGAGGAGCACAAUGGAGAAAUCCCUUCAAAGUGAAAAUGGACACCUAGACCUGUUUGUUCGCUUCCUUCAUGGCCUCUCUCUGGAGUCAAACCAGAGACUCUUAGGAGGCCUGCUGGGUCAGAGAGACAACCGUCCAGUAAUCAUCCAGAGAGCCAUCAACAACUUGAAAGAGAUGAACAGUGAUGAUAUCUCUCCUGAAAGAAGCAUCAACAUCUUCCACUGUCUGAUGGAGAUGAACGACCACUCCGUACAUCAGGAGAUCCAAGAGUUCCUGAGGUCGGAAAACAGAUCAAUGAAGAAACUCUCUGAGAUCCAGUGCUCAGCUGAGCUCAGAUGUCAGAGGAGGUUCUGGAUGAGUUGAACCUGAAGAAGUACAACACAUCAGACCAGGGACGACGGAGACUGAUUCCAGCUGUGAGGAACUGCAGAAUUGCUGUUCUUUCUGGCUGUGGGCUCUCAGAGACUCACUGUGAAGUUGUGGCCUCAGCUCUGAAGUCCAACCCCUCCCAUCUUAGAGAUUUGGACCUGAGUUACAACAAGCUGCAGGAUUCAGGAGUGAAGACACUGUCUGCUGGACUGCAGAGUCCAAACUGUAGACUGCUGACUCUGAGUUUGUGGGACUGCAGGUUGUCAGAGAUUAGCUGUGCCUCUCUGACCUCAGCUCUGAAGUCCAACCUCUCCUAUCUGAAAGAGCUGGAGCUGAGUCUCAACAAGCUGCAAGAUUCAGGAGUGAAGCUGCUGUGUGAUUUCCUGGAGAGUCCAAACUGUAGACUGGAAACUCUGAGGUCAGUUCACUGACUCUCUGUUACUAUU
Molecule: messenger RNA, 2560 nt
Organism: Dicentrarchus labrax (European seabass)
Lineage: Eukaryota; Metazoa; Chordata; Actinopteri; Moronidae
Product: ribonuclease inhibitor-like
Exons: 5
Coding region: 2081-2545 (154 amino acids)
Molecular function (GO): protein binding
Source: RefSeq, a predicted model, not a curated record